AUGAGACCUAAAGCACAUCAAACCCUCAACUUGAAGCUCCUCAUCGUAGCGGUCUUGGUUGCCUUUUUUCUCCUCUUUGUGCUAAGAUCAAACUUUUCUACUUCCAGUACUUCCAGCCAAGACCACCUGUCCCCAAGUUCACAAUCAUUAUCUCAACCAAAAACAUGGAGCGAGAUAAACAAGGAUUGUUCCUUAACAUGCACGAAGAUCCCACCUUCCUUAUCGCAAGCUCUCAUCCACUAUUCAACCUCAAGCAUAACACCACAACAAACACUGAAAGAGAUAUCAGUGUCAGCAAGAGUUUUGGAGAAGCGAUCGCCAUGCAAUUUCCUAGUAUUUGGGUUAGGCCAUGAUAGCCUGAUGUGGAGUGCACUGAAUCACGGUGGUCGGACAAUAUUCCUGGAAGAAGAUGAGGCGUGGAUAGAGCAAAUAAGACGGCGGUUUCCCACGUUAGAGUCGUACCAUGUGAGCUAUGAUAGCAAGGUGAAUGAGGCUGAGAAUCUAAUGGAGGUUGGGAGAGGAUCACCUGAGUGCACUGCAUUGGGAGAUCCUAGAUACUCAAUUUGUCAACUUGCUUUGAAAGGUUUGCCAAGUGAAGUGUAUGAAACAAAAUGGGAUUUGAUAAUGGUGGAUGCACCGACAGGGUAUCAUGAUGAAGCACCUGGAAGGAUGACUGCUAUAUAUACGGCUGGGAUGAUGGCAAGGAACAGAGAGGGUGGAGGAGAGACGGAUGUAUUUGUGCAUGAUGUGAACAGGGUCGUUGAAGAUAAAUUCUCCAAUGCAUUUCUCUGUGACAAGUACAUGAUCCAACAGGAAGGCAGAUUGAGGCACUUCACUAUUCCCAGUCACAGGGAUGGCGCUUUCGACAGGCCAUUUUGCCCUCUCUAG
Molecule: messenger RNA, 888 nt
Organism: Gastrolobium bilobum
Lineage: Eukaryota; Viridiplantae; Streptophyta; Magnoliopsida; Fabales; Fabaceae
Product: glucuronoxylan 4-O-methyltransferase 1
Exons: 1
Coding region: 1-888 (295 amino acids)
Biological process (GO): xylan biosynthetic process
Source: RefSeq, a predicted model, not a curated record